CUGAACGCCUGACCUCGGUCGGGCCGCUGCCAGUAACCCUCAAGCGAAUCAUAGCGGGAUGGGCCGACUCCACGGCGUUCCGCUUCGGAUUCUUGGCAGUCCUCGACCCGGUCUCCAGCGAGCCGGGCCAGGAGGUGUCUGCGCUGCUGCUGCGCACCACGGAGGCCCAGUCGCACUUCUCUGUGCCGACUGGGUCUUUCGACACGGGCUUCGCCGUCGGCCCGGUGGCCGUCGCAGCCUGCGACGACCAGGGGGAAACGAUGGACGGCAUCGAGGUGGCGGUGGAGUUUCUGAGCGUCCUGACCGACAGCAUAUACAACUUCGGCGGGAUGGUCUCGGACGACGCCGUGCCGUUUCAGGACGAGGGCCCUGUGGCCCGACCCCACUGCCGCCAUCCUGGCCAUGCCAGAGGGCUUUGCCAAGGAAAUCGUCCUUCGGCUCACGCGGGCGGCGCAGGCGAGCUGGAGCCCAAUCCGGCCGCUGCAGUCGGUCCUGGCAUUGUCGGUUCGCCGCUGGGGCUUAGGAUGGGCCCAAACCUUUUCCUGAUCGCUCCUGGCCAGUCAGCGCCCCCGCCGGCGGCCGUUGGGCGCGGGGCUGGGCGCGGGCGCGGGGCUGGGCGCGGCGCCAGCGCUCGCCCCACCGCCGCGACGAACGCCAAGGAGAUCGCCGACGUUCGCGCCCAGAUGGGCGCAAUGCAGAGCCAGGCCGCCGAUGUGCAGCAGACGCUCGCGCGCAUCGAGUCCGUCUUGGUUGGCGCUGGGCGCGGCUCGCCGCUCCCAGGGCCGCCGCCGGCGCUGGGCUUGUUGCGCAGUGCGGCAGCCGCAAUUCCCGGGUUGGCGAAUCUGUUCGGCGGCGCAGCGCCCGCGCCAGAUCCGCCGCCAUUGCAGGCUGGCGCUGGCGCGCUGCUCGGGGGUCCCGUGCCCGUAGGGCCGGCGGGGCCAGGGCUGCUGGGCGCCGCCCCCGCCGCGGCCGUCGGAGCGCUGGCCCAGGCCGCGGCGAUCGCAGGGCCGCCGCCGGCGAGGGCGGCCCCAAUGGCCGGGGCACGCCAAAGGCUACCCGCGACCGAGCUGGCAGACGCCCUGAGGGCCAUCGCCACCCAGGGUCAGGCGACAGCAGCGCUGCUGGCGAAGUCGUCGGGGACCUCUGGGGAUCCGCUGUGCUCGCUGCUCGUCGGCGGGGAAGACGGGGUAGCCGCCCAACGGGCACGGCUGCCAGGCGCCAAGGGGGCGGCUGCCCUCGAGGCGCUCCGCCGGCACAUGGAGGCCAACCCGAAGGCUUUCACAGCCCUGAUCCGCGGCAACGCGCGGAGAGCCCUGGCGGCCACCGACGACGAGACCGACCCCUGGGGGAACUCGAUGAGGGAGUUUUUCACCCGACACGUGGCCUUCGGCCAGGCCCGCGGCGUCGCCUACCUGGGUUUCGGGAUGGCCACCGUGGCGGACUGCAUGAGAACGGGGCAGUGGGAGCGCACCGAGGCGCUCCUCCUGCUCCAGCUCGCGGCCACAGAGCAGGCGACGCUCGACAGGGGCAAGUGGAGCCUUGCGUGGCUGCUGACCCACCUGCCAGAGCCGCCGCGGGCCCAGUUGUCGCAGCAGCCUCCUCAGGCGACGGCCGAGGAGACUCCGCCGAAGGGCGGCCAGCUUGGGCUGGGGCAGAACCAGGAGGGCGGCAGCAGUGGCAAGAGGGGCAAGGACGAGCCCGCGUCCGCCGAGUGA
This is a messenger RNA of Prorocentrum cordatum, 1715 nucleotides long. Lineage: Eukaryota; Dinophyceae; Prorocentrales; Prorocentraceae. The record is from the annotation of a GenBank genome assembly.